AUGGAGGGGGGGGGUGGGGGGGGUGUUUUUGUGGUGGGGGGGGUGGUUAGGGUGGGUUGGGGGGGGGGGGGUGGUGGUGGUUUAUGGGUGGGGGGGUGGGGGGGUAUUUGGGGUGUGGGUUUUUGGGGUGGGGUAGGAGGGGUGGGUUGUAUGUGUUUUGGUGUGGGUUGGGGGUGGGUGGUGGGAUGUGGAUUAUGGGGGGUGGGGGUGGGUGGGUGGGUUGGGGGGUAUUUGGGGUGGUGGUGUGGGGUGGUUUGA
This is a messenger RNA of Knipowitschia caucasica, 258 nucleotides long. The record is from the annotation of a GenBank genome assembly. NCBI's taxonomy places the organism in Eukaryota, Metazoa, Chordata, Actinopteri, Gobiiformes, Gobiidae.